Asterias rubens (European starfish) is the source of this 1260-nucleotide messenger RNA. RefSeq lists its product as uncharacterized. The record is from RefSeq and is a predicted model, not a curated record. The coding region runs from base 33 to 1214 and encodes 393 amino acids. The transcript has a single exon. NCBI's taxonomy places the organism in Eukaryota, Metazoa, Echinodermata, Asteroidea, Forcipulatida, Asteriidae.
ACAAUGCUACCCGAGCUACGCAAGACGGCAGGAUGUCGAGGGAGAACAGGGUUGUUCGUGAUUUGACGGAAGUGUCUUGCGAGGAGGAUGAACCUGAGAUUCUACCCCCAAGAGUAACAAUCACGCCACGUAAAGCAUCACGUCGGAUCACGAAAGUAAGUCCGAGAAGUUGCGGUGCUCGACCUCCUGAAAAAGUGACUGGCGAGAACCAUUCGGGAGAUACCGAAGAGAAGUCGGGCAACUCCGAAAACCUUUCGGUAGGAUCCGGUAAACAUUCGGAGAAAGACGGGGUGAGUUCGGGUAAAGGGGAUACUAUUGUUUGGUCCACGGAGUAUCGCAACAAAUUACGCAAACAGGAUAAAAUAAUGACGUCACACAUCACAGCCGAUAACACACACCCAGAGUGUUUUAAGCCACCUACAGCAGCCACACUUUCACGGAAUCUUACUCUUGGGAAAUACCGACCCAAUACAUCAACGAUUCAGUUCGUCGUCAAGAAUGAGAUCAAAUUCUGGCCUUCGGGAACAAUUCGAGGAACGACGACAGUUGGCGAUGUUGACCGAGUGACGUAUUCGCGACACGCAACUCGAGGGACUGGUCGACACUCGGCACGGUUGAGGUCCGACGAAGAGCUACUCGGGUCACCUCGGACUUCGUUAACUGCCCGAAAGGGUCAAAUCGUCACUAAUAGAUUACCACUAAUCUCAAAAUCCAACACUAACUCCUUAAAGUUCACCCCUGAACCCACCUUCGUCCACCGUCUCGCUACCUCCCUUCCAGGGGUCAAACUAGUCAAAUUUAAAAACAUUUCCCUGGAAGAUCUUAACAAGCCAAUCGAACGCGUGAGGAAAGCCAAUCGAGGCCAGCAGUCGCCCCCCGCUUCCGAUUCGUCUGAUCCGACACCAUCUGAGUACGAGGAGGCAACCGGGAAGGUCCGGGCGUGGAACAUACAUCGAGAUCGCGUAGGAUCAUCAGCUCAGAGUAACCCUGUGAAGAGACAAACCAGAACUGAAAGAGGACUUUGGGAUUUUGGAAUGAGCCCAAUGCGAAGGGAUAUGAUCAAACCAUUACGGCGAGCACAUCCUUUGGUUAGAGCAACCAUCACCGUGGGGAACUUUAUGACGGAUGGUACGGCGAGUAGAAGUGCAGCAGCUCGCAUUUCCCCCCGGUGUGCUGGCGGUGUUGCCAGGAGACAAAUCACUGUUCCAUUUUAAAAGACAAUAGACCUUAUGCACAUGACGUCAUUUCAGUACGGCGCCC